AUGGCAGCACAGCCAUCCCCAGCACCCGGCGCAGAGGCAGCACCACAGCCACCACCGGAACGCGUCAAGCUCCACUUCAAAGCCGUCGGCUCCGCCCCCUUAUUACGAAAACCAAAACUCACGGUAAACGGAACAGAGCCGUUCCACGCGGUGCAGACGUUCCUCGCGAAGCAAUUACAAUUACCUCAAACGGAGCGCCUUUUCCUCUACUGCGACAGCGCCUUCUCGCCUGUCCCUACCGAGCCCGUCGGCCACCUCUACGCCUGUUUUGGAAGAGGCGGCGAGCUCGUCGUCAACUACGCGACGACGGGCGCGUACGGGUGA
Pelagomonas calceolata is the source of this 324-nucleotide messenger RNA. The record is from the annotation of a GenBank genome assembly. NCBI's taxonomy places the organism in Eukaryota, Pelagophyceae, Pelagomonadales, Pelagomonadaceae.